This is a messenger RNA of Symbiodinium pilosum, 669 nucleotides long. Lineage: Eukaryota; Dinophyceae; Suessiales; Symbiodiniaceae. The record is from the annotation of a GenBank genome assembly.
GAGAUCUUUCGCCGCAUAGCGAAGGAGACCGAUCCGAACAAGAGGUACGAAGUCACUGUGUCCAUGAUCGAGAUCUACAAUGAGGCCAUCCAGGAUUUGCUCAUCGAUCCCUCGCUGAGGCCUAAGAAGGGCCUUGAGGUACGAGAGUCCAAGGCGUUGGGAAUCUACAUUGACGGGGUCAUCAAGAGACCUGUCGAGUGCUACGAGGCAAUUGAGACGACGAUCGAAGAGGCGACGGAGCAUCGCACCGUUGGCUCGACUCUGAUGAAUGCGACCUCCAGCCGGGCACACACUGUGCAGAUCAUCGAGUUCAAGGCCAUCAAGGAUGGCUCUGCCACCGUGUCGAUGAUCAACCUAGUUGACCUGGCUGGGAGCGAGAAGGCCGGUCAGACAGGGGCCACGGGAGAUCGGCUCAAGGAAGGGUCGCACAUCAACAAAUCGCUCAGUGCUCUCGGCAAUGUCAUCGAGAAGCUAGCAGAUCGCGGGGGUGAGAAGAAGAAAAAUGUCGUCAUCCCCUAUCGCGAGUCCAAGCUCACCCGGCUGCUUCAAAACGCCCUGGGCGGCUCUAGCAAGACCAUCAUGAUUUGCGCGUUGUCACCGGCCUCUUCGAAUCACGAGGAGACUUUGUCGACGCUGCGCUAUGCUGACCGCGCGAAGAAGAUUAAGCCU